Messenger RNA from Leptopilina boulardi, 4543 nucleotides. Its product is annotated as von Hippel-Lindau disease tumor suppressor. Bases 380 to 850 code for a protein of 156 amino acids. The transcript has 4 exons. Lineage: Eukaryota; Metazoa; Arthropoda; Insecta; Hymenoptera; Figitidae. The record is from RefSeq and is a predicted model, not a curated record.
UUCCACUAGAGUGACAAACAAUGAGUUAAUUGAAUUUUAUCUAAAAAAAAAAGAAAAAUCUUCCUCUAUCCUAAAUUUUUUAAUGCCGGUUCAAAAAUGUCUUUAAUUUCCAAUAAAGAAAAUGAUCAUUAAUUAUUUAUGAAAUUUCGGACAUAAUGUAGUGAAAAUUGUUGUGUAGUGUCUUCUUUUUUUUAAAUUGUGUUGUAUUGAUAUAUUUUGAGGUUAUAAUAGUGAAAGGAUUUUAAUUCAAGAUUUUUGAAACAAAAAAAAAAAAACUGUUUUGAAACAAGGAUUUGAAAGGAGCUUGGAUUUUUAAUUUUGUUGAUCAUCCCCUUGUGGGAUUAAAUAAUUCCCUGCUUCCCUCCUCUCACCAUUUUAGAUGGAAGAGAAUUCAGAAGUAGGAUUGGAUCGCUAUAAGCGUCCUUUGCGUUCAAUCAACAAUCAUCAACCGGCUUAUGUCAGAUUUUGCAACACCACCCAUCGGCAUGUGCGCAUUUAUUGGCUUGAUUUUAAGGGGAAUACUGUUCGAUUUUCAGAUCUUUCAUCAUACGCACAAUGGAUUGAUGUUAAUACAUUUGUUACACAUCCUUGGAUAUUUUAUGAUGAGGAAACUGGAGAGAGAUUGCACGCAAAUUGCCAAGAUGUAUUUUAUCCCGAAUAUCGAGCAAUGAUUGCAAAUAGAAUUCAAAGGGUUAAUGUUGCAAUAACAUUACCCGUAUUUAGUUUAAAGAAACUUUGUUUACGAAUAAUAAAAAAGCAAUUAACAAAAGAUCAUGAUGCAUUUCUUUUGGAAAUACCACGAAGUCUUCAAUAUGAAUUAGCAAUAAUGCAUCCACGUUUAGGAUUUUAAAUUUUUCUCUUUUAAUUUUUAUAAACAGACUGGUGAAACAUCAUCCAGACAUCGAAGUGGACAUUCUUCGAUCAUGAAAAAAUGAUUAAAAAAAUAGUAUUUUAAUUAAAAAAAAAAAAGAUUUUAGAAUGAAAAUUGAGAGGAUUUUUUAAUGAAAUUUUCCAAUUUUAAUUUUAUUAAAUAGAAUUUUUAUUGUAAAAUUGAAGCUGCACAUUAUUAUAAAGAAUUUUUUCUUUUCAAAAAUAGUUUAUUUACAAAAUGAAAGAGGGUUUUUGUUUAUAAUUAAAAUGAAUGUUCUUUAUGUGAAGUUUUGCCUUGCUUUUCUUAAUAAUUUUGAGAAUCUUGUUUUUGCUACAAGAGUUUUCCUGUCGCCGGUAUAAGGUAUUGUUUUUAGAAGCAUCCUCGAUGUAGAGAAAAAAGGAGAAUGAAACGAAAUAGGAAGCAACAGACGAAAGGGAACAAAAGAAAGUAUAGAAAAUGGUAAAGAAAAAAAAAGAAAGGAAAGGAAAAAGAGUGGUAUAGCAGAAUCAAUAUUAGUAUUUGUUUGAACACGACGCGUCUCCAAUUCCGAUAUAUACCAAAGACACAGAUUGAACUAGCUUUCGGCAUAGUCUCGCAAUAUUCUUCUGCACUAUAUGCAACUAUACGCCAAUACUAACCAUAAAACUUUAUAUUACACUGAAAAAAAAAAAAAUUUAUUUCAUUUAAAUAGUCAGUUACUUUACUAUUAUCAAAUAUUUACUUGAACCAAAUAAUUUUAUGUUUUAAUUAAAUAAACUCUAUUUGAACCAAUCAUUUUUUUAUUUAUGAUUAAAUAAAAAAAAAUAUGAUAAUUUUCAUUAAAAUCACCAUUAUUUUAAUGAUAUUUUCCACACAAAAGCUUCUUCUUUUUCUUCUAUAAUAGCAUUACGUCAACAGCUUUUUUUUCCAUUUUCUGCAGUUUUCUUUUGGACGAUCGUUUCGAUAUGGCCAUACCAAUUUUCUUAUAAAUUCCUUAACCUGCCUGAAAAGGUAGCUUUAACCCUCUAGAGGCUAUAAAUUUUAAAAAGGUUCUAUAGUCUCUAUAUAAUAUUCUUAUCCAAAUAUAAUAGACAUUGUUGAGAAUUAAAUAUUGAAAAUAUUAUUUUUUUGCUUUACUAAAAAUUAUUUCUAACUUGAAAAAAAAUCAUUAAUUUUACUAAAUAAGGUUUUAUAAAAGAUGCGUAUUUUUUUUAUAAUUCUACGCUAAAUUUUAUUUUGAUGCCACCUAUAUGUAAAACUAUGUAUAUAUAGGACGUUUACAUUACUUAACAAACUGAAUGAGAAUCUAGAUAGCCCAGCACACAAUUAGUUACACUUCUUCACGCCUGGAAUUACAUUCUAUCGAUUAACUAAUUAGACUGUCAGGUACAGAGUUCUGGAAACAAUUUAUCGUAUUCUCAAUUAAAUUGUCUUUAAAAAAAAAAAUGUGUGUAAAAGUUUCCUUGAAUUCUAAAUUAAUUAUAUUUGCAAUUUCGAAAUAUUAAUUUCAAGAGAAAUAAAAUGAACGAAUGCAAAGAAAGAUUUUCAAAAUUAAAAAUGGGGCACUUUAUUGCAGGUUUAUUAGAUUUCAUUUUGGUUCAUAGAAUCAUAAAAAUAUCAUCGAAUUUUUGCAAAGAAGAACUUUCUAGAAACCGUGUUCUGCGAGCUAUUUCGCGAAUUUCGUGUUUUGAAAUCGCGAAAUCCGUGUCUUAGUUUCGCGAAUUUCAUAAUCUAAUUUCGCGUAAUUCGUAAUUUAGUUUCAAAAAUUUUACGACCUAAUCUCGCGUAACCUGUGAACUAAUUUUGCGAAUUUCGUGACCUAGUUUUGCAAAAUUCGUGAUCUAGUUUAUCGAAUUUCGUGAUCUAAUUUCGCGGAAUCCGUGACCUAGUUUGGCGAAUUUCAUGAUCUAGUUUCGCGUAAUCCCUGAUCUAAUUUCGCAGAAUCCCUGACCUACUUUCGAGAAUUUCGUGACUUUAUUUCGCGUAAUUUGUGAUUUAAAUUCGAGAAUUACACGACCUAGUUUCGCGUAAUUCGUUAUCUAGUUUUGCAAAUUACGUGAUCUAGUUUUCCGAAUUCCACGAGCUAAUUUCGCAAAAUUCGUGAUCUAAUUUCGCGGAAUCUACGACCUACUUUCGCGAAUAUUGUGAUCUCAUUCCACGAAUUGUGACCUAGUUUCGCGUAAUCCGUAAUAUAGUUUUGCAAAUUACGUGAUCUAGUUUUCCGAAUUCCAAGACCUAGUUUCGUAAAAUUCGUGAUCCAAUUUUACGGAAUCCGCGACCUACUUUCGCGAAUAUUGUGAUCUCAUUCCAUGAAUUGUGACCUGAUUUAGCGUAAUUCGUGAUCUAAUUUCGCGAAUUCCGGGACCUAAUUUAGCGUAAUCCGUGGGCUAGUUUCGCGAACUUCGAGACCUACUUUGGCGAAUUUCGCGUAAUCCGUGAUUUAAAUUUGAAAAUUCCACGACCUAGUUUCGCGUAAUCCGUAAUCUACUUUUGCGAAUUACGUGAUCUAGUUUCGCGAAUUCCACUACUUUAUUUUGCGUAAUCCGUGAUCUAAUUUCGCGAUUUCCAUGACCUAGUUUAGCAUAAUUCGUUAUCUAAUUUCGCGAAUUCCGUGACCCUAGUUUAGCGUAAUUCGUGAUCUAAUUUCGCGGAAUCCGUGACCUAGUUUGGCGAAUUUCGUGACCUAGUUUCGCGUAAUUCCUGAUCUAAUUUCGCAGAAUCCUUGACCUAGUUUCGUGAAUUUUGCGACCUUAUUUCGCGUAAUCCGUGAUUUAAAUUCGGGAAUUCCACGACCUAGUUUCGCGUAAUCCGUAAUCUAGUUUUGCGAAUUCCACGACCUUAUUUCGCCUAAUCUGUGAUCUAAUUUCGCAGAAUUCGUGACCUAAUUUCACGUAAUCCGUUAUCUAAUUUCGCGAAUUCCGUGACCUAGUUUAGCGUAAUUCGUGAUCUAAUUUCGCGAAUUCCGUGACCCUAGUUUAGCGUAAUUCGUGAUCUAAUUUCGCGGAAUCCGCGACCUAGUUUGGCGAAUUUCGUGACCUAAUUUCGCGUAAUUCCUGAUCUAAUUUCGCAGAAUUCUUGACCUAGUUUCGAGAAUUUCGCGACCUUAUUUCGCGUAAUCCGUGAUUUAAAUUCGGGAAUUCCACGACCUAGUUACGCGUAAUCCGUAAUCUAGUUUUACAAAUUACGUGAUCUAGUUUUGCGAAUUCCACGACCUUAUUUCGCGUAAUCUGUGAUCUUAUUUCACGGAAUUCGUGACCUAAUUUCACGUAAUCCGUUAUCUAAUUUUGCGAAUUUUGUGUUCUAGUUUUGCGUAAUCCCUGAUUUAAUUUCGCGGAAUCCCUGACCUACUUUCAAGAAUUUCACAUAUUCUGUGACCUAGUUUAGUGAUAGCCGUGAUCUAAUUUCACGCAAUCAGCGAUUUACUUUCGCGUAUUUUGUGAUCUACUUUCGCUAAAUCUCUGAUCUAGUUUCGCAAAUUCUGUGUUCUAGAUUCACGAAUCCGUAAUCUUAUUUGACCACUCAGAUUCGUGAAUAUACGUGAUCUAAUUUUUGGGAUCAUUAAUUACAUAUUUGAUUGCAGUUUUACAAAAUUUAAAAUAACGUAUCCAAUGUAAAAAAAAUUUUUUCUAAACGCAACAAGAUGGUUAUCCUUUGAUUUCAAGGGUUUUUUUUGUUACGUAUUUCGUUGUGGAA